Molecule: messenger RNA, 1929 nt
Organism: Oldenlandia corymbosa var. corymbosa
Lineage: Eukaryota; Viridiplantae; Streptophyta; Magnoliopsida; Gentianales; Rubiaceae
Source: the annotation of a GenBank genome assembly
GGGUAGAAAGCAACUUUUUAUAUAAAUUCAUGUGACAACACUAACUAACAUAAACCUUAAUUAACACACAUUUCCUCCAAACUUUGAGCAUUAGUAAAUUUUCUCCUUACACACACAAAAGAAAAAGUCAAAGCGAAGCUCCUUCAGACCAUGGCGGCGGCUGCGACGGUGGUUCCGGUGGCGUACCAAGCAAACACGUCGGCGGCCGUGCCGGACUGGCUGAACAAAGGAGACAACGCAUGGCAAAUGAUAUCGGCGACGCUGGUGGGCCUGCAGAGCGUGCCGGGCCUGGUCAUCCUGUACGGCAGCAUAGUCAAGAAGAAAUGGGCAGUCAACUCGGCCUUCAUGGCCUUCUACGCCUUCGCCGCCGUCGUCCUAUGCUGGGUGACUUGGGCCUACAAGAUGUCAUUCGGCGAAAAGCUCUUGCCCUUUUGGGGCAAGGCCGGGCCGGCGUUGGGCCAGAAGUUCCUGAUCAAACAGGCAUUACUUCCGGCGACGAUCCACAACCACGCGGACGGCAGCCUGGAGACUCCGGCGGCGGCGCCGUACUAUCCGAUGGCGUCGAUGGUGUGGUUCCAGUGCGUUUUUGCGGCGAUUACGCUGAUCCUGCUGGCUGGAUCGGUUUUGGGGAGGAUGAAUAUUAAGGCUUGGAUGACGUUUGUGCCGCUUUGGCUGACGUUUUCUUACACCGUCGGAGCUUUUAGCCUGUGGGGCGGUGGUUUUUUGUUCCAGUGGGGUGUUAUUGAUUAUUCCGGCGGAUAUGUCAUCCAUCUUUCUUCUGGGAUUGCCGGAAUUACUGCUGCUUAUUGGGUUGGACCAAGAUCAAAGAAUGAUAGGGAGAGAUUUCCACCGAACAAUGUACUCUUGAUGCUGGCUGGGGCAGGGUUACUGUGGAUGGGUUGGGCAGGUUUCAACGGUGGAGACCCAUACAGUGCUAACAUUGACUCAUCCAUGGCUGUCCUCAACACCAACAUUUGUGCAGCCACGAGCCUCUUAGUCUGGACUUGGCUCGACGUCAUUUUCUUCAACAAACCCUCCGUCAUCGGCGCCGUUCAGGGCAUGAUCACCGGCCUCGUCUGUAUCACUCCCGGCGCAGGUCUUGUUCAAGGAUGGGCCGCCAUAGUGAUGGGAAUUCUUUCAGGCAGUAUUCCAUGGUUCACCAUGAUGAUCGUUCACAAACGUUGGACCUUACUCCAGAAAAUCGACGACACCCUCGGUGUCUUCCACACACACGCCGUGGCCGGCUUUCUCGGCGGCAUCCUCACCGGACUCCUAGGCGAGCCGGAACUUUGUAACCUUUUCCUACCCGUCACCAACUCCAGGGGUGGCGUUUACGGGGGUUCCGGCGGCGUUCAGUUCUUUAAACAAAUCGUCGGCGGCGGUUUCAUCAUCGGGUGGAACCUCGUUGUCACGUCAAUAAUCUGUUUCUUGAUCAGUCUGGUGAUGCCGUUACGGAUGUCGGAGGAAAUGUUGACGAUCGGAGACGACGCCGUCCACGGAGAAGAGGCUUAUGCUUUGUGGGGCGACGGGGAGAAGUUUGAUAUAACGAAACAUGGGUUUUAUUCCGAUGACACGUCGCACCCGAAAACGUCCACCGGUGCUACACAAGUUGUGUGAUGAAUUAAUUGAUCAUCUGUUACUAUGUAGCUGACUUAGACUGCAGAAUCGAUCAUUGAUGAAUGACUUUGAAAAAUUAUUUCAUGAUCACGGAAUUCUGUUCUGUAUUGAAUGUAUAUGAAAUUGUUGGAAUAUUGUCUUAGUUAUAAGCUUGUAUGCAAUAUGGAUUUUCUAAUCUUUAUGGAAUUUGUUGAUGUAUUUGAUUUGGAGAAGUCUUGGCAACUGUGUCGAUAUUGUUAGUAUUAAAUCGAGAAAUGAUAAAUACAGAAAACUGUAAAAGAUAUUGAUCAUGGUCAUCGUCGGGCAUGGUGU